Molecule: messenger RNA, 1594 nt
Organism: Peromyscus californicus insignis
Lineage: Eukaryota; Metazoa; Chordata; Mammalia; Rodentia; Cricetidae
Gene: Atp6v0d1
Product: ATPase H+ transporting V0 subunit d1
Exons: 8
Coding region: 99-1154 (351 amino acids)
Biological process (GO): proton transmembrane transport; vacuolar transport; vacuolar acidification
Cellular component (GO): plasma membrane proton-transporting V-type ATPase complex; vacuolar proton-transporting V-type ATPase complex; proton-transporting V-type ATPase, V0 domain
Molecular function (GO): proton-transporting ATPase activity, rotational mechanism
Source: RefSeq, a predicted model, not a curated record
CCCUCUGCGGGCGCCGAGUCAGCUGAUCUCGGAGUCGAGUUGCGUGAGCCCCAUUAGGGCUCUCUGGUCCCGCCGCCCCCGCCGCCCCCGCCGCAGCCAUGUCGUUCUUCCCGGAGCUUUAUUUCAACGUGGAUAAUGGCUAUUUGGAGGGAUUAGUGCGCGGCCUGAAGGCCGGGGUGCUCAGCCAGGCGGACUACCUCAACCUGGUGCAGUGCGAGACUCUGGAGGACUUGAAGCUGCACCUGCAGAGUACAGACUAUGGCAACUUCCUGGCCAAUGAAGCGUCACCUCUGACAGUGUCAGUCAUCGAUGACAAGCUCAAGGAGAAGAUGGUGGUAGAGUUCCGCCACAUGAGAAACCAUGCCUAUGAGCCGCUUGCCAGCUUCCUGGACUUCAUUACUUAUAGCUACAUGAUUGACAACGUGAUCCUGCUCAUCACUGGCACAUUGCACCAGCGUUCAAUCGCUGAACUUGUGCCCAAGUGCCACCCACUAGGCAGCUUUGAGCAGAUGGAGGCCGUGAACAUCGCACAGACACCUGCAGAGCUCUACAAUGCCAUUCUGGUGGACACGCCCCUGGCGGCUUUUUUCCAGGAUUGCAUCUCAGAGCAGGACCUUGAUGAGAUGAACAUCGAGAUAAUCCGAAAUACGCUUUACAAGGCCUAUCUGGAGUCCUUCUACAAGUUCUGCACUCUGUUGGGUGGCACCACAGCUGAUGCCAUGUGUCCUAUCCUAGAGUUUGAAGCAGACCGCCGCGCCUUCAUCAUCACCAUCAACUCUUUCGGCACAGAGCUGUCCAAGGAGGACCGUGCCAAGCUCUUUCCACACUGUGGCCGACUCUACCCUGAGGGCUUGGCUCAGCUGGCUCGGGCUGAUGACUAUGAACAGGUCAAGAAUGUAGCUGAUUACUACCCGGAAUACAAACUGCUUUUUGAGGGUGCAGGUAGCAAUCCUGGAGACAAGACCCUGGAGGACCGAUUCUUUGAACAUGAGGUGAAGCUGAACAAGUUGGCCUUCCUGAACCAGUUCCACUUUGGUGUCUUUUAUGCCUUUGUGAAGCUUAAGGAACAGGAAUGUCGCAACAUUGUGUGGAUUGCUGAGUGCAUCGCCCAGCGCCAUCGCGCCAAGAUCGACAACUAUAUCCCCAUCUUCUAGCAUUCCAACCCAAGGCUCCCAAAUGCACUGUGUGUGUCUUUGUAUGCUGUGUGAAGCCCAUGGCUCACUAAGUGUCUGACCUGGUGAGGUGUAGCAUGUCGUCCUGGGGUUGCCCAGCUUCCAUGACCCCCUCUGGGACUACUCUUAGGCCUAAAAAGGGGUUAGGGACCUCUCCCCUGAUAAAGAAUGGACCAAGAUCCCCUCCAGAGCAAAGAGCCCCCCAGCCCUCUGUUUACAGCCGCUGACAUGUCUAAGAAACUUGUGUCACUUUCACGCCCCUCCCUAACCUGAGAACCCCUGGGGCAGUGUGAGCCUUCUUCCCCUUCUGUGGAAGAUUAGAGGGGGUGUCUUUGGGGUAUGGGGGAAGUAGCUUUGCAGCCCCUCUCUCUAACUCAGUUCUGCCCCUCUGAGACAAUAAAAUACCCCUCUUUAAAAAAGCC